CUCAGCACGGCCCACUGUGACGUCACAAGGGCCCAAGAUGGCGACGCGUUACUACCAGACGAUGCAGGAGAGUUUCAGGGCUAACAACAAAAGUCGUGAGUUCCCCGCUCACACCGCCAAAGUUCACUCCGUGGCCUGGAGCUGCGACGGGAGGAGGUUGGCUUCGGGCUCCUUCGACAAGACCGCCAGCGUGUUCGUCCUGGAUAAAGACCGCCUGGUGAAAGAAAACAACUACAGGGGUCAUGGCGACAGCGUGGAUCAGCUCUGCUGGCAUCCCACCAACCCGGAUCUGUUUGUCACGGCGUCGGGUGACAAGACCAUCCGCAUCUGGGACGUGCGCACCACUAAGUGCAUCGCCGUGGUCAACACCAAAGGGGAGAACAUCAACAUCUGCUGGAGUCCCGACGGUCAGACCAUCGCCGUGGGCAACAAAGACGACGUGGUGACCUUCAUCGACGCCAAGACGCACCGCUCCAAGGCGGAGGAGCAGUUCAAGUUUGAGGUGAACGAGAUCUCGUGGAACAACGACAACGACAUGUUCUACCUCACCAACGGCAGCGGCUGCAUCAACAUUCUGAGUUACCCCGAGCUGAAGCCCAUCCAGUCCAUCAACGCUCACCCGUCCAACUGCAUCUGCAUCAAGUUCGACCCCACCGGCAAAUAUUUUGCCACGGGAAGUGCCGACGCCCUGGUCAGCCUGUGGGACGUGGACGAGCUGGUGUGCGUGCGCUGCUUCUCCAGGCUUGACUGGCCGGUGAGGACGCUGAGCUUCAGCCACGACGGCAAAAUGUUGGCGUCGGCUUCAGAGGACCACUUCAUCGACAUCGCCGAGGUGGAAACAGGUGAGAAGCUGUGGGAGGUGCAGUGUGACUCACCCACCUUCACCGUGGCCUGGCACCCCAAGCGCCCCCUGCUGGCAUACGCCUGCGACGACAAGGACAACAAGAACAGAGAGGCGGGAACUGUCAAGCUCUUUGGGCUCCCCAAUGACUCCUGACUCCUCCCCCUUUUGUAAAAUGACAUGUGGUCACAUGACUUUGGCCUCCCCGACGACUCCUGACUCCUCCCCCUUUUGUAAAAUGACAUGUGGUCACAUGACUUUGGCCUCCCCGACGACUCCUGACUCCUCCCCCUUUUGUAAAAU
Nerophis ophidion (straightnose pipefish) is the source of this 1144-nucleotide messenger RNA. RefSeq names its product THO complex 3 (gene thoc3). Gene Ontology annotation, cellular component: THO complex part of transcription export complex. Gene Ontology annotation, molecular function: protein binding. The coding region runs from base 38 to 997 and encodes 319 amino acids. The record is from RefSeq and is a predicted model, not a curated record. NCBI's taxonomy places the organism in Eukaryota, Metazoa, Chordata, Actinopteri, Syngnathiformes, Syngnathidae. Gene Ontology annotation, biological process: mRNA export from nucleus. The transcript has 6 exons.